This is a messenger RNA of Hypomesus transpacificus, 2918 nucleotides long. RefSeq names its product GDNF family receptor alpha 4a (gene gfra4a). The transcript is spliced from 8 exons. The record is from RefSeq and is a predicted model, not a curated record. Gene Ontology annotation, molecular function: signaling receptor activity. Gene Ontology annotation, cellular component: external side of plasma membrane; signaling receptor complex. Lineage: Eukaryota; Metazoa; Chordata; Actinopteri; Osmeriformes; Osmeridae. The coding region runs from base 347 to 1654 and encodes 435 amino acids. Gene Ontology annotation, biological process: nervous system development.
UCGAGUCAAGGGGAUGAUCAAGCAGUGCAGUCGCGUUCACCAACACAAGAUAUUUGUUUUGCGUGUCAGUGCAGUUUUUCCAAACCUCUAUUUCGUUUAAUCAAACGUUGACUUUGCGCAACUGUAGCCUAAAUUCCAUGGUAAAAGUUUGACUGGUAAAAAAAAGGAUGAUUUCCAUAUUGCUGUUUUUUCACAUCGUGUUGUGGAAUCUGGCGUCAACGUAACUGGAUAAUUGUUAGCCUAUUUGAUAGAUUUAUUGUUUUAUCACAUUAGGGUGUCAAUUUCUACAAACAUAGGGCAUUAUUCGCAUUUCUCCUAGCGCUCAGGAUUGCUUUCAUCAGAAUUAAUGUCGCACUCCAGAAUGGACCUCGUCGGGUUAUACUUCCUACAGCUGGCGCUCAUUGGGCUCCCCCUUGCCUCAGGCUCAGCCGCGCGUGACUGCCUGCGUGCCGGGGACAGCUGCUCCAGCGAUGACUCGUGCAGCCCUCGCCUGCGCACGCUGCGGCAGUGUGUGGCGGGGGACGGCAGCGUGAAGCUGGGCCCGGGGGCCCGCAGCCAGUGUGAGGGCGCCGUGGCAGCCCUGCUCUCCAGCCCGCUGCACGGCUGCCAGUGCAAGCGAGGCAUGAAGAGGGAGAAGAACUGCCUGAGCAUCUACUGGAGCCUGCACCAGUCCGCCCUGCAUGGGCUGAGUCUGGUGGAGAACUUCCCCUAUGAACCGGAGGAGCGGGGCUUCGACUAUGUACGCCUGGCCUCCAUUGCUGCAGAGUCGGAGGUCACGACGGUGAACCGUUGCCUGGACGCGGCGAAGGCGUGCAACGUGGACGAGGCGUGUCAGAAGCAGCGCACGGAGUACGUGUCCUCGUGCAUCCAGCCGUCGGCGCGCUCCCCCUGCAACCGGGCCAAGUGCAGCAAGGCGCUCAGGAAGUUCUUUGACCGCGUGCCGCCCGACUACACCCACGAGCUGCUCUUCUGCCCGUGCUCGGACACGGCGUGCUCGGAACGCCGCCGCCAGACCAUCGUCCCCGCCUGCUCCUACGAGGAGCGCGACAGCAAGCCCAACUGCCUGGCCCAGCUGAGAACCUGCAGGGCCGACUACAUCUGCAGGUCCCGCUGGGCUCAGUUCCAGUACGACUGCCAGCCCUCGGAGGACAGCGCCAGCGGUUGUAACCACGACAACCAUGCCGCCUGUCUCCUGGCGUACACCGGCCUCAUAGGCAGCACCAUCACCCCUAACUACCUGGACAACUCGACUUCUAAUGUUGGACCCUGGUGCUCCUGCACUGCCAGUGGCAACCACCGGGAGCAGUGUUCUGAGUUCCUGGCCUUCUUCCACGACAACAUCUGCCUGAGGAACGCCAUCCAGGCUUUUGGGAACGGGACCGAAGGGAAGCCAGGAGCCAGCCAACCAGGGACGCCCAGCGCGGCCCCCGACAACCGCAUCCAGCACUUGGCAACCACCAACCCUGGCGUCACCAUGGAAACCGAGCAGAGCAUCCUGAGAGCACAGAUACCCACUCAGCUGGAUGAGAAGGACAGACUGUGGAGUGAAGGGGACUCUACCAUGCCCUCCCUUGGGCUGUCGGACCACGCCCAGCCCCUCCAGCCCUGCCCCCUGGCCUGCUUCCUCGCCGCGCUGCUGCUCUGGGGCCUGUAGACUCCGCCCCCCAGCCCCGCCCCGCCCCCGGGGGACUGACGGGGAGGGGGGAAGUGUGUACAGAGAGGGCAGGGUUACGUGCCUGCCCCCCCCUCCUCCCUCCUUUCACUAAAUCACUUUUCUCUUUGUGACUCACAGUGGACGUACCGUACACACCUGCCCACCUGGAAAACACCUGGAACACCAUGCCCCAUCUACACACACACACACACACCUCCCCAUCCCCUAAGCGAGGCGUUGGAGGUGUACAGACAGAAGGGGAGGGGUCACUGCUAUCCAAUAGAGACGCAGUUGUACUCUUUUCUAAUGAGGACUCGGUUCUAGAACAUUCCUUGAUGUACAGAUAUUCCAUGUGAAAACACGGCUGAGAGGAUCGGUGCGUGAAGACGGCCACAAAGACGGCUCCCUUCGCACACAGGCAGCAUUUCUCUUCACUCGUGUUUUAUUUGAAUGUUACUUUCCUGGGUGUCGCAAUGAAAUGAUAAGUCGUUUUCCUACCAGCACACAAAGUCUGAGGCACACGUCAUCAAGCCAAAACAGAACAAUUUUUUUUAUUUUCAACCCGCUGUCGUGUUUCAGUUGUAGAUAUCUCUGAGGACAAACCCACGUGAGUGCUGAUUUCCACGCUUCGAGGACGGAUGAGUCGCCCCGAAGGGUGUCCUGGGGCGCCGCUACUGUAGGUAACGUGAUUCUAAUGACAGGCCAGGGGGUGAUUAUACAGUAUAUAUUUUUUAUGUAUGUGGUCUUUACCACACCAAAUAUAUAUAUCUAUGGAUUAUGAUGUCAUCAAUCAUGCUCUCCAAUCAUGUUCAGCGCAAGGGAGGAAGUGUCUCCAUGAAGACUGGAUGAACUUGUAUCAUAUGACAAGAAAGCUUGCCCCCCAUUGGAGCAUUUUUCUGACAUGGGAGUAUCUGAGUAUUAAAAAGCACACAUUUUUUUAUGAGACAAUGUGCUGGUUCACCCUGGUGAUAGGAGACCGGUUUUACACAGUGAGAACCCACAUUGACUCACCGCCAUCACAGGGCUGCUGUUGGAACCAGAGGCUGAUAGAAUGGGGGUAUAGCUCGGUGGUUAGAGAGUUUGACUGCAGAUUUAGAGGUUGCAGUUUAAAAUCCCCUCAUGUAAGUAAAAAAAAUGAGCUAAAUGAAAACAUUCUUCUACAGCUAGACCUGAGGGCCCUGUGAACGUGGUCUCCCAUCACUGGGUGACACCAGCCCAGUUCUGUCAUGUUCUGGUUUGUUCUGUGAUUAAAAAGGGAAGUGAA